AUGGCUGUGUCGGUGCGGGGCCUGUACUUCGUGGUGACCCUGUUUUUGGGUAGCUUCUUUGGAAGUAUCUAUAUGCUGGGUCCAGUUUUGCCGCUCAUGAUGCUGUCCCCUGCUUGGUACCGCUGGAUCACCGAUCGCAUCGUCGCUAUCUGGCUCACCCUGCCUGUGUCGUUACUGGAGCUGGUAUUUGGGGUGAAGGUGGUGAUAACAGGUGAUGGCUUCAUUCCGGGGGAGCGAAGUGUGAUCAUCAUGAACCACCGUACCCGUCUGGACUGGAUGUUCCUUUGGUGCUGUCUGCUCAGGUACAGCUACCUGCGUCUGGAGAAGAUCUGCCUCAAGGCUGCCCUGAAGGCUGUGCCUGGCUUUGGCUGGGCAAUGCAGGUGGCCUGCUUCGUCUUCAUCCAGCGUCGUUGGGAAGCGGACAAGAAGCACUUGGAGAACAUGCUCGACUACUUCUGUGACAUCAGAGAGCCCCUGCAGCUGCUCCUGUUCCCAGAGGGCACAGACCUCACCGAAAACACAAGAGCAAAGAGCGAUGCUUUUGCUGUCCAGAACAACCUGCCGAAAUUCGAGUACGUGCUGCAUCCCCGCAGCACUGGAUUCACCUUCAUUGUGGACAGACUACGAAAAGGAGACAACCUGGAUGCCGUCCAUGACAUUACAGUUGCAUACCCCAAGAACAUCCCGCAAACAGAGCGCCACCUCAUCCUGGGUCUCUUUCCCCGCGAGAUCCACUUCCACGUCCGCCGCUACCCAGUGGCUUCACUGCCAUCCCCCUCUGCUGAGCUGGAGUCUUGGUGUCGAGAGCGCUGGGCCGAGAAGGAGAGCCGUCUGCGUGACUUCUACUCAGCCCAGCCCCGCGGCUUUGAUAGGGAAGGUGUCGCACGCGUGCCGCCUUGUAAGACGGAGCUGCGAGUGACUCUGAUCAAAGCCGCCUCGCUGCUGUACUGGAGCAGCUUCAUAGCUCUGUGUUUCACCGGCCUGUGGCUGUGGGCUCCGUUCAGGCUCUACUGCCUGGUCAUGAUUGGAGUGUUCAUGGCCCAGCAGAAGCUUAUUGGAGGGCUGGAGCUGCUGGAGCUGUCCUGCCAUCGAUACUGGAAGUCCAUGGCUGCCGGCGGGGAUGAGAAAAGUAAAGUGCUGGAUGGGAAGAUGCAGUGAGGAUGGAAGACAGGGUUGACUGGACAAUGAUAUGCUUCUAUCAACGCUCAGCAAGGACACUGAGGACUCAGCUGUCUUGGCCUGUUCAGUCCAGAGGGCAAGAGGAUCCUUCUGAGGGACCCGAUGCUCCAUGCCUUAGAAAGGGAGUCAUGAGUUCACUUCCUGACGGUAUGCAUGGCUUCAGUGGAGAGAGCUUACCUUUCUGUUGAAGAAUCAAAACAGGAAUGUUAUUUACAUGUAUCCGUGUUGGAUUCAAGGAAUUCACCACACGUAGUGCGUCACUUGCCCUUUUUAUGUCUCCUUGUAUGAGCUUGCUGUCGGUGCAUUUUACCAGUUUAUGUUGGUGGUGUUUAUUGUAGCCGUUUGUUCAGAACCUCAGCGUGGACAUGUGUCAUGAAACAAUGCUGUUAGUAUUUGUUACACUGUUGCCAUGUCAUUGAAACUGGUUUUAUUGUAUGCUGUGUUACCCUUGGUAACAGUGUCAUAAACGAUGGAGCAGAGCCAUAGUACAGACCACCUGUACAUAUGAUGACUUGACUCUAACCAAUAUUCAAAUCAGCACUGUAGUCAGACUGAUGGGACUAUUUGAAUGAAUCAGUCUCCAUUUUUCGUUUCUAGAGAGGAAAUAAAAGGACAAUAUAAUUCCCAGAGAAUUACUAAGGAAUAUACAGGUAUAUAUGUGUACCAUUGUUUACCUUUUAUCGGGUAUAUUUACCUUUUUAUACCAAUGGGAAACGAACCUUUCCCAGUUAGUCCUUAGAGAUACCUUGUGUGAUGAUGUUGUCAUUGUAUAGGUCUCGAAACAUAAACUAUGUUAUUCCAUGUUUGCUCAAAUAACUUUUGCACAUAAAAGCCAAAGGUGAGAAAAGCAGACGUGAUUUUUAAAAAAGUAACCCGCCAGAAUGUCUUUGUUAGGAAAGGGUAGCUUCAAACACCGCCGGCCAAGGUUACCCACAGCUACGCUGAGGUAACACUCGUAAUCACCAACUCGUCAAGAUCAAAAGGUCUGACUCUUAUAUCUGUAGACGCAGAUGAGCUUUGUGCCCUUUCUGGGAAUGAAGGGAUGCCUGGUAGAGGCAGAACGUGGGUGGUGCUGGGGUGGAAGAAUGUCCUGUUGGGACAACAUUACCCCUCGAUGUGCAGGGUGGCAUAGAGGACCAGACUUGGAGUGGAAAACUGGCCAUGAACUCAACCUAAUCCAAAAAAGCCCUGUAAUGCCCACCUCUGCCUGUGUCCCUCUCUAGAGGACUGGCAUUGAUGCGCCUGCUAAACUCAAUUAGCAAAUGACAGCUGAGAAAGCUGCUCCAAUUGUGCCAAAAAAGGACAGAAAUUGAAACAAGAUUGGAGUAGCGCUUCAGCCACACUUUUAGCCACUGACUCUCCUUGCCACUCAUUACAAACCAUGUUAAUUCUGUGCGUCAGGAAACACUUGUCUUGGGACAGCGCUGUAACACUGUGCGAUGUGAGAUCUACAUGACCACUUCAACCCUGUUUUUUGGGAAAAUGUCUGCAGCAUCUUUUUUUGUUUAUGUGAAUCUGCAGCUCCUGUAGUUUAACUGUAAAAGGGGCUGUUCUCCAGUCACUGUGAUCUAGCUGGGUUAACAGUUUUAUCAUCAGCAUGUAGUAGUUUACCAGAUAUGGUACUAUAUUUGCUCCUCAAUCCUGAACCAGCCAAACUAUCCAUGUAUUCACCUGUGCUGUUUUUUUUUUUUGUUGUUAUUGUUGCUCAUUUUACAAUCACCUGCUGAUGCUGGACCUCUUUCAAAGUCACUGUCCUCAGGUAAACAAGAGCCAGUCUCUUACAGGAGGAAAUAUAUAUCUAAAUAAAUAUACUAUAUCAACUCA
Epinephelus lanceolatus (giant grouper) is the source of this 3003-nucleotide messenger RNA. NCBI's taxonomy places the organism in Eukaryota, Metazoa, Chordata, Actinopteri, Perciformes, Serranidae. The record is from RefSeq and is a predicted model, not a curated record.